AUGACGAAAGAUACGUGCGAUUCGCUUCUAAAGGAUGUCGAGGAUGCGAUAUUAGCUACUCGAAAAACCUCCGCUCAGUACAGAAGGAUAAAACGAUUCAAUGUUUUGGCAUUUGGCGAUUCAAAAAAGCUGAUAACCCGCGGAGAGCCAGUUAAGUAUUAUCUUCCGAUGGAAGACAUUUUUGAUGUCAUUGGUUCGUCACAUAUUGCUGUUGGGCAUGGCGGGAGAGAUCGCUUAAAGGUCGAAACUUCAAGAAAGUACGCUUACAUCACCACUGAUAUGAUUAACAUCUUUUUGUCUCUUUGUGAAACACGCCAGAAGAAAAAAAAGCUCGGAAAGAAAGGACUCGUUUCGAAACCAAUUUUGCACACUGUGUUUAAUAAUAGAUAUCAAAUCGAUUUGAUAGACAUGUAGUCGCAACCCGAUUCACAGUUUAAGUUUAUACUGAGUUAUCGGAAUCAUCCGACAAAGUUCGUUGAGCUCCGCCCAUUGCAGUCUAAGCGUGCAGAAGAAGUUGCAAGCCGCGUAUUAGACAUUUUUCUGACUUUUGGUGCUUCGGUUGUUCUCCAUUCAGACAAUAGGAAAGAAUUUGUCUACAAUGUGAUUAAUGGGCUAAAAACACUAUGGCUGGAGUUAAAAAUCGUGCACGGAAAGUCGAGGCACUCACAAAGCCAAAGCUCUGUAGAGCGUGCAAACCUAGACGUGGAGCGAAUGCUCGCUUCUUGGAUGACAGACAAUAAAUCGUCUAAUUGGUCUAUCGGUUUAAAGUUCGUUAAAUUUAUGAAAAAUAGAGCUCACCACGCCGGGAUAAAUAUGACGCCUUAUAAAGCAAUGUAUGGGAUUGAUCCAAGAGUGGGGCUAUCAAUCUCCAACCUGCCCGAUGAUUUUAUUAAUAUUGUAAACGACGAGGAUGAUCUUGAAAAUCUUACAGGUACUCAAACUGGACGUGAAUAUAGUGAUCGAGCAGUGAGCUGCAGGUAUGUUCUUUAAUUAUUUUAUUUCCACUUAAUAAAAAACUUUUAGACAUUUUUUUUUCCUUGGAUAUGUUUCACGUACCUCUUCUAUACGUACAAUUAGAAAAGAAGCGCACGCAAAAAAACAGGCAGCCUGAAUGAUGACUCGAUCUGACAAAAAAUUUCCCGCGGUCGAUGUUGGUAUCAACGUAGUUUUUUUUGAUGUUGACAAAGGCAACACAGAUCUUCCCGAUCUCAUCGGAGUAGUGUUAGAAAAAACAGAACAUUUUCUAUAUAGAAUCGGAACUAAUGAUGGAAUUCUGGACAAACUUUAUUGUAAAAAUGGUUCAUUAUCAUCUUUUCUUCCACCAAAUAAAAUAAAAUUAGUAAUAAAUUAUUAACCGUUAAAAAAAUGUUUUAGGUCUGAAUUCAUAACAUGCGAAGAAAAAUUGUUCAGUGAGAUUCAAGUUCCAAGCAAUCAUAUUUCCCUCCGGGCAGCUGUAACAAAAACAUUGACAGGGUCAGUGCAAGGCUUUGUAAGAUGCACAUAUAAGGAAUCUUGCGGAACAAAUCGUUGUUUAUGUAAGAAAAAUAGAAUAUUAUGAAAUUAAAAAUGCCAUGAUAGUUUGCCCUGUAAAAAUAAACAAAACUUUUUCCUUGUUAAAACUAGUUUAAACUAUCAAAAUAAAAAUUACGGGUUUUCACUAGAUAAUUCUAGUUUUAACUAAUAUAUUUCAGACACAACUAGUUCUGACUAAACACAAAUAAGUUAAACCUAGUUUUACCGGUGAAGGUCUUAGUUAAUUCUAGUUUUAACUGGUCAUAACUAGAAUUGACUAAAACGAUUUGUGGAAACUAGUUUUGAAGGAUUUCGGGUUUCAACUGUAACAUAUAUAUAUAUAUGUAUUCAGUAUAUAUUUGUGUAUCCAAUUGAUUUUUAUCAUAAUAUCUUAUCAUAUAUCACUAAUAAUAAUAGUAAUAUACUCCACUGUAUCCAAAUGACAUCAUAUUUAUCACUGUAAAAAAAGCAAUUGUGUAGGUAAUUGUGUACAUUGGUCAAAUAUGUAACCACUAACUAACCUAUUAUAGGUAUUCAAUGUUAUCUAUAUUGCUUACACCAUUUACACUGUUACUAAUGCAAAAAUCAACCAUUUUAAUGAACUAAUUGCUUACACCAUUAAUAUAUUCCUUUAAUGAUAAAAAAAGUCACCUUUUUAUCAUUGAUAAAACUGAUUUUUCUGAAUCUUUGAUAUCAAAAAGUCAAAUUGGCUAAAAGUGUCGUUUAUGCCCUUUUGCCUAUAAGGGAUAGAUUUGUAGCUAACUAAUAAUCAUAUACUUUAAUGCUCCAAAUAGAUACAUGCUGUAAGUACAUUUAUUUUUUGCUUACCGCUUUAUUUAUUAUAUUACAAACAUAGAUGAGAUCACACAUGAGACAAAGUAGAUUGACUGGCUUGGCAUUACUUAAUGCACACAGGGCUAUAAAUGUAUUUGUUGAAAAAUAA
This is a messenger RNA of Cinara cedri, 2455 nucleotides long. Lineage: Eukaryota; Metazoa; Arthropoda; Insecta; Hemiptera; Aphididae. The record is from the annotation of a GenBank genome assembly.